Messenger RNA from Quercus robur (English oak), 621 nucleotides. RefSeq lists its product as uncharacterized. The record is from RefSeq and is a predicted model, not a curated record. Lineage: Eukaryota; Viridiplantae; Streptophyta; Magnoliopsida; Fagales; Fagaceae. The coding region runs from base 1 to 621 and encodes 206 amino acids. The transcript has 3 exons.
AUGAAGCCUGCUCAAAGCAUGCAUCAGUUAAUGGAUCAAAUUGAUGAGUAUAAGCAAGUUGAGGAGGAUCAGCAGCAAAGGAAGGGAAAGGCGAAGGACUGGGGACACACUACAAAAGAUUGUAGAACUUUACGUGACUACCUGGAACAGUUAGUCAAAAUUGGGAAGCUGAAGCAGUUCCUUCAUACUGGUGCAUAUCCACCAGGGGUUAUGUACAUAGUAAAGCCACACGCUGAGGAUUCGAUCCCUGAGUCUAAGCAAGGAAGAAUGGAAGUCCGACCAGCUUUCAGCUUUUCUGAUGAGAAUAAAAUUGGAACUUAUCAACCACAUGACAAUGCCUUAGUGGUCACCCUUCAAAUAGGGGGAUAUGAUGUGAGAAGAGUCUUGGUGGAUCAAGGCAGUGGGGUAGAGGUUAUGUAUCCUUACCUGUACAAGGGACUUAAGUUAAAACCCAAGGAUUUGGUCAGCUAUGAUUCCCCUUUGGUGGGGUUUGAUGGGAAGACAGUUAUCCCAAAGGGCCAAAUCAGACUGUCUAUUCAAGUAGGGUCAAAGGUUGUUGAAGUAGAUUUCAUUGUGGUCAACGUGUAUUCCCCCUAUACUGCUAUCAUGGCAAGAACUUAG